Messenger RNA from Acaulospora morrowiae, 351 nucleotides. Lineage: Eukaryota; Fungi; Glomeromycota; Glomeromycetes; Diversisporales; Acaulosporaceae. The record is from the annotation of a GenBank genome assembly.
AUGGACAAAAUUAAUCUUGAUGACCCCUCCAUGGAAUCGACAUCUUACACACAUAGUCUCAAUUCUCCACAAUUAACACCUGGCACGCCUAAAGAAACACAUUUUAAUCAUGAAUAUACCAUCAGCUCUCUCAGAGAGGUCAAUGAUACUUACAGAAACCUUAAUAGUGAUUUGAAUCGCACGGUAUUGCAGUUACAAAGUCAAAUAGUAGCCGCUGAAAAGGAAAAGAGAAUACAAUCUUUAGAACUUCAUAAAACUAAUCUUACAACGGAAAUUUUUAAAAGGGAAAAGGAUUUAUUGAAAGAAAAAGUGGAAACCUUAACAAAUGAAAUCAAAUCAGUAAAUGAUUGA